UCCUCUAAGACAGCUAACAUGUUCCCUCACAACAGUUCCUUGAUGUGACAGUUGCAUUAGAGAAGUGCUCUGUGCAGCAGCAGCAGCAGCAGCAGCAGCAGCAGAGGCGUCGCAGUGACAGCCUUGAACCCAAGCCUCGGCGACCCUGAUCCAUGACCCCUGGACGAGGACCGUUGUGUCCUGACAUGCCUGUGAAAGGUGCCCAAUCCCAGGCAGAGUACAGGCAGCCAUGGAGCAGCAGGCCAGGAUACUGAGGAGCUUCCUGGCUCAGCUGGAGAGACAGGAGGCUGCGGACGAGCAGGCAUCCAAUGGCAUUGCUGGGGAGUUUGCGAGGCUGAGAAGCCAGUCCACUAAGUACCGCAGUGACAGAACCUUCCCCACCAAGACCGCCGAGAAGCAGGAGAACGCCAAGAAGAACCGAUACAAAGACAUCGUUCCCUUUGAUCACACCAGAGUAAAGCUCACACUCACCACCGCUAAAGAUGACACCGAGUACAUCAACGCCAGUUUCAUCAAGGGCAUGUCGGGGUCCAGGGCUUACAUCGCUACUCAGGGUCCUCUGCCUCACACCGUGCUGGACUUCUUGAGGAUGCUGUGGGAGUACAACGUGAAGGUCGUGGUGAUGGCCUGUCGAGAAGUUGAGAUGGGAAAGAAGAAGUGUGAGCGCUACUGGCCACAGAAACAAGAGCAGCCGUUCUUCUGUGAGCCUUUCUCAGUUUACUGCGAUUCUGAGGAAAAUAAAGGAGAUUAUCUGACAAGGACGUUAAGGGUGAUUUAUGGCAACUGUAGCCGAACUGUGAAACAGCUGCACUACUUCAACUGGCCCGAUCACGGCGUGCCAGACUCCAUCCCUCCCAUCCUGGACAUGUUGCACGAGAUGCGGUCCUACCAAGCCCACGACGACGUCCCCUUUUGCAUCCACUGCAGUGCCGGCUGUGGGAGAACAGGAGCCCUGUGUGUCAUCGACUACACCUGGAACCUGCUGAAGAAGCAGAUGAUCUCUCCAGAUUUCAAUAUCUACGACAUAGUUCAAAACAUGAGAACCCAGAGGCCCUCAGUGGUUCAAACCAAGGUUUUUGUUGUUUCACCUCAGGAACAAUAUGAGCUGGUGUACAGAACCAUCAGGCUGCUGUUUGAGAGAUAUCUGCAGUGGGUGGAGGCAGAGACCCGCAGACAUGAGAUGGCGAUGGUCCCGUCCACGAUCACGCCCGACCCUGAGAGCGAGCUGUCUGACCUCAGUGACGAGCUGGAUUUGCUGCCACACUUCCAGCACCUGCUCGGCGAGGAGUGGGACGUUUCACCACAGCUCCGCUCCGACCUGCCUUCUGCUGCAGAACAUCACAUUGCCUUGCGAGCCAUGGACUUGCAGAGGGAGCAGGAGCAGUGGCGCCUACAUCCUGAGGCUCUGACCUCCACUCAGGAGCUGCAGGAAGGACCCAGGAGCCCGAGAGCAGUAGAGGAGAAGAUCCAGCAGAGCGACAUACCGUCGAUGAACCCCUCACCUUUCCCAGUGGUGGCAGCAGCCAUCUGUCUGAUGGUGGAAGACCCCUACUUUGACACUCCCAUAGGCUCCCCUUCAUCCCAGGAGGCCGCGCUGGACGCCACACUGUGGACAGUUAGCUCCACGGUCAGCGCGCCCUCACUACUUCUGAACGACCUGGAGCUGCACUCUGCUGCAGGUAAAGAUCCUGGUCAUAGCGAUGAGGAGGAUCCUCCUCCUCUACCUCAACGAACCCCUGAAUCCUUUGAGAUGGCUGCGGCUGCAGAGCACUCGGAUCCGUCUCAAAGGUUGAUGGUUAUCAUUCCACCCAACGCUGCCGCGGAGGCUGUCAGGGAGUUGGGAGGUAAUCCCCCCUCACCUGUCCCCCCACUUCCAGAGAGAACCCCUGAGUCCUUUGAGUUUGGCCUCGAUCAAGCUCCCGUAGAGCAGAGGUCGGAGGUCACGCCGGCAGUGAACCUGAGCAGAAUAGGAAAGUCUUCAGAGUGGUCCACUGCCUCGGCCUCUCACACCGACACCAAACCCUGGCUCAGGAGUAAGAGUAUGAAAGCAAAAAUGACCUUCACAGUAACACAUCCUGAGGUUGCAUCAUCUCCGACCCCCCACCCUCACUGCCCCCCUCUGACUCCUCCGCUGCUUCCUCAAACCGAGGAGAGCCUGACUCCUCCGCUUCCUGACAGAACACCCGAGUCCUUCGUCCUCCCCACCGAAGAGCCAGUUCAGGAGAAACCCUUCCCUCUGACAUCACGGCCCCCGCCUCAGGUCGGCCUGUCCUCCGAGUGGGACGGCACCGCUCAGCCGAAGAGAUUCCUCGAUGUUGUGAUGAGCAGGAGCAAGAGCGUUCGAGCGAAAGGUUCCAGACAAGUAGAGCCCCUGACUGCGUUCUGGCAGCUCGCUCCACCUGCUGUGGCCGUGGCUGGAGCAGGAAGUGCAGCAGCGGGGCAGCAGGAUGUGCAGUGCAGACCCUCCCUGAACCCUGACACGUCAGGAAACAAAUCGGAGAAGAGAGAUGAGAAGGGUGUAUCUCGAUCGAGGAGUCUCAAGCUUUUUAGACACAAACAGAAACCUAAAACUGCACCUCCACCGCCUGUCACUCAACCUGGAACAUCACCUCCAUCAAACGGAGCCUCGUCAGUGUUCAAACUCGAUGAUCAACAUGACGCAGAGCUACAGGACUCGGACAGCUGGGAGUUUAUUACGAGUCUCGCACACGAGUGGACGUGCAAAGCACCGAAGUGCCUUGUGCCCAGCCCUGCACUCUGUGCAGAAGAUCAACUACAGUGAAGUGGAGAUUAAUCAUCUAAUUAAUGGACAGCCACGUGGACCAAUGACUUGAAUGUUUAAUUAAAACCUGUCUGAGCCUGGAGGAUGACGUGCUUUACGGAGGAGGGCAGUGACAGGUGUAAUGCUUGAAGCAGUGCUGUCACACAUAAUGUAUGAGGAUUAUAUUUUGUUAUGAAUGUGUGUGUGUUUGUGCUUUUGGCAUGAAAUAAGAAACAUGGGUUUAACAUUGUAUCUGCAAACUGCGUUUCAUCCAUCUGUAGUUUUUAAGAGAGGUACAGAGAAUGUGAUGUAUACCGGUUACACACAGAAUUAUUUAUUAAAAAAAUAUAGAAAGUC
This is a messenger RNA of Cottoperca gobio, 3118 nucleotides long. RefSeq names its product protein tyrosine phosphatase non-receptor type 22 (gene ptpn22). The record is from RefSeq and is a predicted model, not a curated record. Gene Ontology annotation, molecular function: non-membrane spanning protein tyrosine phosphatase activity. Gene Ontology annotation, cellular component: cytoplasm; nucleus. Bases 230 to 2782 code for a protein of 850 amino acids. The transcript has 26 exons. Gene Ontology annotation, biological process: T cell receptor signaling pathway; negative regulation of T cell activation; protein dephosphorylation. NCBI's taxonomy places the organism in Eukaryota, Metazoa, Chordata, Actinopteri, Perciformes, Bovichtidae.